AUGUCUUCCAUUACUCGCCAGUUGCGCCCGCGGGUGCUGGUCCGCGCGUCCUUCAGAGCUGUGCCCGCAGUGUGUGCGCAACCUCAGCGUUUCCCCCGCGCAAAGGUCCUUGGUGUUGCGACAUACCGUGGCAUAACGACGACACCGAUCCGUAGAUCACAGAAGGCGCCUGCUACGAAGAGAGGUGGCUCGAAGCUGUAUGCAUCUGCCGAUGAGGCUGUCGCGGACAUCAAGAGCGGAUCAACCAUUCUGAGUUCGGGUUUCGGGCUCUGUGGUGUUGCAGACACAAUCAUCGCUGCACUAAACCGCAGGGGGCCCGAGAACCUGCAUUCGCUUACAGCUGUCUCAAACAAUGCUGGUCAAGAAGGCAAGGGUGGUCUGGCUGUCCUGACCAAGGCUGGCCAGGUGAACCGCCUGAUCCUGUCAUUCCUUGGAAACAACAAGGCAUUGGAGAAGAAGUAUCUCACAGGAGAGAUUGGCAUCGAGCUGUGUCCUCAGGGAACACUCGCGGAGAGGAUCCGUGCCGGUGGCGCUGGAAUCCCCGCCUUCUUUACGCCCACUGGAGCUCACUCUCUGGUUCAGAGUGGUGACAUUCCCGUUAAACUUGAUGCUUCUGGCGCGGUGAAAGAGCGCGGGCGCACGAGGGAGACGAGAGAAUUCAACGGCAAGACAUAUCUCAUGGAGACUGCACUUACGGGAGACGUGGCUAUCUUGAGAGCAUGGAAAGUGGACACAGCAGGAAACUGCGUUUUCAGAUACACAACCAAAGCAUUUGGACCCAUCAUGGCCAAGGCCGCAACAGUCACCAUCGUCGAAGCGGAGAAUAUUGUCGAGGCGGGCGCAAUUGACCCCAACGACGUCGACUUGCCCGGAAUUUUCGUCGACCGAAUCGUGCCUUCGACCGCCGAGAAGAACAUUGAGAUUCUCAAGACAAGGGCGGAGGAUGGUGAGGGCGAGGAUCUAAACGCACCCAAGAAUGAUGCGCAGGCGAGGCGUAAUCGCAUUGCUAGACGUGCUGCGAAGGAGUUGCAGGAGGGUUUCUACGUCAACCUCGGCGUUGGUGAGUGGAGACUCGUGCCCCGUAUGGAGGCUUGA
Colletotrichum fioriniae is the source of this 1095-nucleotide messenger RNA. RefSeq lists its product as uncharacterized. Gene Ontology annotation, molecular function: succinyl-CoA:3-oxo-acid CoA-transferase activity. The record is from RefSeq and is a predicted model, not a curated record. Gene Ontology annotation, biological process: ketone body catabolic process. Lineage: Eukaryota; Fungi; Ascomycota; Sordariomycetes; Glomerellales; Glomerellaceae.